GUAUAGUCUACUGUCGACGAAAAGCGCCUUCCUCGAUUCCCUCGACCUGCCUGCCUUCCAGCACCGACGAUCGAUACGCCGAUCUAACUAGCGGCUACGCUCUAACUAUGCUCGGCUCAUUCCGGCCGAUGUUUAUGGUUGUCGUUCACGUCGGCUGACAGCUGUCAAUUCCUGAUUCGGGUCACCGCAGUGAGUCACCGGAUCGGCAGCCGAGGGCCUCCUCUUCAGACGAGUCCUGAACGGUAGCCUAAAAUCUGAGCGCUAGGCUCCACUAAAACAGGACUGCCGGACGAUCAUCUCCACAGGUAUCGCACGUCACACAACCUACCCCUUUGUUCAGAUGUCCAGGUAUUUUUUCGACGUCACCGGCAUGGCGUCCAGCUCCGUCAGCCAGGAGGACUUUGAGAAUGACUUCGAGUUGACGUCCAGGAGAUCGAGGAUCAGGACCGCGAGGGCCAGAGUAGGUCCACCGAGGACAGGAGAUGCGUCUUCCAUAAGCUUUCAAAAGAGUACACCGGAUGUGGAGGAGUCGCAGGGCGCUUACGACGCGAGCUCGAAUCCUGUGCUUCCACCUGAUCACGAAAAUCCGCAGAGCAAGCCGAUCAUCAGGAAGCAGGAUAAACGCGUGACCGGCCGUGUCUUUAGUGUCGUAUCCUGUUUGCACAGGCCAACGCACAUAAACAAGGGGAAGCAGCAACGCGACCGACGGAAACUACGAGAAAAACGGCGUAGCACAGGGGUCGUGCAUUUACCGUCGACAGAGAGCACUGGUGGUAGUACGGGCGAGGACGAGGAGGAACUUAGCGGCACUUGCCUCGAAACUAAGCACAACACGCAUCACAAUGAAUUUCUUGAUCACGAAUUGAUCGAAGAACGGACCGCUCGAAUGUACACGCAGAGGCGAAACAAAAGGCACUACCGUACUUCAUACAGGUCAUGUAUAGUUAGGCACAGUUGUCACUCGGAUCUCGAGGCCGACGACGAGGAGUUCGAUUCUCUCAAUCAGUCCGACAGCAUCAACCAGUCGGACCACGGUAAUCACGAGCCGCCGCCGCCGCCGCAGGCAUCCGUCAACGCGACCGGCAGGCCGAGAUUGCCGACACCGACGGGCGACAAUCCGCACGAGCUGAUCGAGCGGGCGCAGGAGGAGAACAGGAGGCUGCUGUCCCUUCUGGAGGAUCGGGACCACAAAAUCAUGGCGCUCGAGGCGCGUCUGCUGAAGCAGCAGCACGAGAUGGCCGUGGAGCGCGAGCGGCUUCGCGAGGAGAACGCCACGCUGAUCCGCGCAAUGGCCGCAUUAGCCAGCAAUUGAAUUCCCUCUCCCGUCGCAAGAAUCACACACGCCCUAUUGAUUCUGCGCUCCUUACGAUAAUCAUCGAGCAGCUAACAGGAUGAGCCAUAAGUCGCGCAUCGCUGCGACGCGCCCGCGUCGCGCGCGCGCGCGCGCGUUCUUUUCUCUCCUCUCCUCGCGAUUCUCUUCUCUUUCCUUUCUUUUUCUUUUCCUGCGUUGUAUCUCGAUAUCGUUUCUCUCGCUCGAGUCAAUUCGCGCAGCUUCGUUCGAAGCGAACGACUGAAUUGUAUGUUAAUUAUCUUUAAUUGUUGUUGAUACUCGUCAUGCGAUACGACGCGUGUAUUUCUUGAGCUUUACGUUCGAUGCUUGAUUCUUCGUUCGAGAGCUCGCAAAGUUGCGAGGUUGCGAGCGCAAAAUGUCGGCUUAACAUUAUUGAACGUCCCGACGUCUCUCCCGUCGUGAUCUCUGUUUCUUGCGCUUUCUUCCCUAACGGGAUUCUUUCCUUGCGCGAGGCGAAAAUCGUAAUUCGAGCAUUGCCCUUCGUUUUCUCUCCGAGUCGACGAGUGUCGACCUUGUACUUCUUAGGAAAUUGUUUCUAUAAUAUUAACCGCGUAGUUUCCUUCGCAACACUUCUCCCGAUUUUGCUUGACAAAGUAUAAAUUCGGUAUAAUAGUACCGAGAUUCUCCUUUCGCACGUCGCAUCUCGUCAUUUUCGGCAAAUACGUUGCAAGAUAAACCCCUCUCCGUCUCCUUUCUCUUCUAACGAUAACGAACGGCUGAAGACUUAAUAGGAUACAGACGAAUUAGUUUGUAAUUCGCGCGCGGGAGUCGAUGAGACUUAACUUAAAUAAAAUUUAAGUUAAAAAUAGCGCUAAGAGUCUUAGAUAUCUACUUGAGUAAACCAAGAGGACACCUAAUCGCAUCGCGGUGAUGUCGAGUUUCUCGUAUCGCUUCUCCCCGAGAUGCAUGAUUUGUGGAUCAUCCUAGGCAAUAAGAGAGACAUACCUAAGUAGAGUAAAGCUAACUCUUUAGCACGUAACUCGCAGAUUGAGUGUCAUUAAGAGUGUGAAACGGACGAUUCUCUCGGAAACCAAUCACAGCCACAGCGCCGGCUUACAGGGAAAGUGACGUACGCGAGCGUAUUUUCGCAAGGCUGCAAAACUGCGUAACGCCGCGAGAUGCGAAGUUAUAUUUUAUAAAAAGCAAUAGAGACCAUCUUGUAAAGAAAAACAUCGUUCACUCGAUUUCCGUUCGAUCUCUCGCACUCGCUGAACUUCGGUCGCAGGCACAGGCGCGCACGUUGCUAUAUCGAUAUAUUUGCGCUUUGUCUCUACUCGCUGAUUAAUCUCGCUAUUCUUUCGUUCCUCAUUCGGCAACAACACCUUCUCUCGGUGCGGUAACACAGCAGACAUGCACAGAUGGGCAACAAACGCAACGCAGAGAUAUAUAUGUAUGUAUAUAUUGAAAGCCUGCAGAAAAGAAAAAAAAGUGCCGAUGACGACUCGAAAAAACGACUUAAUCCCUUUUCUAUUGUAAUAAUUGUAAGAAUCGAUGUUCUCUACGUAAGUUUUAUACUUGCAACACACGGUGAUGUAAGAUUAUGUGAAUUAUUUUAUUAUUAUUAUAUUACUUACUAAUUAUUAAUAUUAUGAUGAUGAUGAUGAUUAUUAUUAUUAUUAUUAUUAUUAUACGCGAGUCGUACAAAACUCUAUGUACAUAUAGACACGCAGAUGAUUCUGUAAUAAUUAAUUCAAUGCAUUUCAUUAGGAGACCUCCGCGGCAACUUACGUAACGCGCGGAACGAUGUAACGAAAGAAUGUAAAAUUGUUUAAAGAAAGAACUUUUAUCUCGCCAGCUA
Harpegnathos saltator (Jerdon's jumping ant) is the source of this 3149-nucleotide messenger RNA. Its product is annotated as PRKC apoptosis WT1 regulator protein. NCBI's taxonomy places the organism in Eukaryota, Metazoa, Arthropoda, Insecta, Hymenoptera, Formicidae. Gene Ontology annotation, biological process: positive regulation of apoptotic process; apoptotic process. Gene Ontology annotation, cellular component: cytoplasm. The record is from RefSeq and is a predicted model, not a curated record. The transcript is spliced from 10 exons. The coding region runs from base 341 to 1312 and encodes 323 amino acids.